AUGCCCAUAUGUGUGGUGCUAGCAUUAAAAGGGGAGCCAUUAGACUGGAGAACAUUAAGACGAGACGGGCCAACGGUAAUACUUCCCACCAGGUUGACAGAGUAUACCACUCCUCGAGUAGAAGCAUUUAAUUUGUUGGGCGAUAGCAAAGAUAAAAGCCCAAAAAACUACAACAAUAAGAAAAACCCAAAACAGAGUAGUGACUAUGUGUAUGCAAUGAGGCCAGUUACACAUAUUAUGUCACAGGUGCACGUCAAUUUGCUUACCGACAAUAUAUCACUAUCGAAAGCAGAUGUUCCUCCAGAGAUGGCAAGACUUAUCCAGAUUAAUCGCAAUCACAAAAUAAUGCCAAUCUUAAAGACUGAUUUUUUUAAUACACGUUUAAAAAAUUUGGUAGAAGUUACCAAGAAUACCACCGAGUUCAAAAUAACAUUUCAUUAUACGCCUAUUGGCAUCGGAAAAUUGCGUUUAAUGCUAAUGGUCGAACAUACUAUGCAAAUGAUGGAGACGAUAGGAUUCUCCAAGAAGGAUAUAGAUGAAUUAAAGGGUAUGUUUUCUGACACGAAUGCUUACCUUCUCUGCGGUACUAUAUUUGUUGCCAGUGUACAUCUACUCUUUGACUUCCUAUCGUUUAAGAACGACGUUAUAUUCUGGCGGAGAAAAAAAUCGUAUGAAGGUCUUUCAACGCGUACGACUCUUUGGCGUGCGUUCUCUCAAAUUGUGAUAUUUCUGUAUUUACUGGACGAGAAUACAUCGAUGUUAGUGCUGAUCCCUGCAGGACUUGGUGUGGUUAUAGAGUUAUGGAAGUGCAAAAAAAUAUUGAAACUACAAAUAGGCCUCACAGGCUUGCAAAGAAUGCAGUCAAAAGAUCUAGAAACAAGCAGAAGUGCGGAAAAGAGAACCGAAGAAUUUGACAAAGAAGGAAUGAAAUAUUUAAGUUAUUUAUUAUAUCCUUUGUGUAUCGCGGGUGCUGUUUAUUCUCUCUUGUACCAACCACAUAAAAGUUGGUAUUCUUGGACUCUGAAUUCUCUUGUUAAUGGAGUCUAUGCUUUUGGCUUUCUUUUUAUGCUACCCCAAUUAUUUGUUAACUAUAAGCUAAAGUCAGUUGCAGCCCUGCCAUGGAGAGCUUUUAUGUAUAAGGCAUUCAAUACAUUUAUAGAUGAUUUUUUUGCUUUCAUUAUUACUAUGCCCACGGCUCAUAGAGUGGCCUGCUUGCGUGAUGAUGUUGUAUUUUUGAUUUAUUUAUAUCAGCGUUGGCUUUAUCCAGUGGACAAUAGUAGAUUAGAUACCGGACUUGCAGUUGAAGAAAAUACCCACACUGAUGAAGCUAUUCAUUCUUCACAAAUUGCAAAUGACAGAAAAAAUAAAUAAUAAAUUCAUGGAAUAUGUACAUGGCGCAAUAAUUCCACCAUGGAAUAUCCCAGCAAACACAGUCUCUAACGUUAGAGAAAUUUGGAUUUCUUCAUUAAAUAACUAGGGUACUUAUCUAAUCAUUCUCAAGUCGAUGACGAAGUUAGAGUACUACAUUCGAAUUCGAUUCGAGAACGAUUAGAGAAACAACGCAAAUUCAACUAAUUGUAAAUAAGCAAUAUUCCAAAUGAAUGAG
Molecule: messenger RNA, 1606 nt
Organism: Rhagoletis zephyria (snowberry fruit fly)
Lineage: Eukaryota; Metazoa; Arthropoda; Insecta; Diptera; Tephritidae
Product: cleft lip and palate transmembrane protein 1-like protein
Cellular component (GO): membrane; endomembrane system
Source: RefSeq, a predicted model, not a curated record